Messenger RNA from Purpureocillium takamizusanense, 1904 nucleotides. RefSeq lists its product as uncharacterized. The transcript is spliced from 3 exons. The coding region runs from base 397 to 1530 and encodes 377 amino acids. Gene Ontology annotation, molecular function: glycine-tRNA ligase activity; ATP binding. Gene Ontology annotation, biological process: glycyl-tRNA aminoacylation. Gene Ontology annotation, cellular component: cytoplasm. The record is from RefSeq and is a predicted model, not a curated record. Lineage: Eukaryota; Fungi; Ascomycota; Sordariomycetes; Hypocreales; Ophiocordycipitaceae.
AGCACCUCCGCGCCUGCACCUACCAGCUGCCGCCACUGCCCUGCCUACUAAUCGGCAUUUAUUCAUCCCACUGUAAUAGAAUCCUGCGUAUCAGCCGUCCCAGCUCGAGGGGCAAACCCCACUGACGUCAACAGCGGCUGGCCGUGCUUCACCUGGCGAUGGACUGGGCUUCCUAUUCGAGACGCCUCGUCAUGCUGAUAACGCGCGUCACGGCCUGAGCGCCUUUCUCGCCUCUUUUCGUCUCUUCACCAUACGUGUACUACAUUAUCUCACCUCUCUUCUUCCUGCCUACUCCAUCCCUGCCCUGCCUAACAAGUACGAAGUACAGUAGAGCAUUCCGCACCGUCUCGCCGCCGUCCACUCCCCCCCUCGUUCGCACCGCAUCGAGGCAUCUCGAUGCUCCUCUGGCUUCUCCUCGGCCUCUUCAUCUCCUUCGUCAUGGGGCAUUUUGUCCCGAGCUUGCUCAUCCGGCGGCUGCAGGGCAUGGAGCGACCCCGGCCCGACGGCGAUGACGACGAGCAAGGCGACGACGACGACGGCAGCGGUGGCGAGCGCCGCGCCGACGACCUGCCCGCCUCGCCCGCCAACAAGACGCCCGCCAACAACGACCGCUACCACCCCACGCCCAUCGACAUCGCCGUCACCCGCAUUAUGCUCGCCCGCAGCAAGCGCCUGCCGCCCGACCUCGUCGACGCCAUCUUCGACUACGCCGAGUACUGGGCGCACUCGACCAACGCCAUCAACUUCACGACGGAGCACCAGGACCACCUCCGCAUAAGCAGCUCGAGCCAAGUCGAAACCAAGUUUCUGCUUCGCUCGUUUCCGCUUGGCCUCACGGGCAUCGCGGCCGACAAGGCCCUCGUCGAGGAGCUCGCGUACGAUACCAACGAGGCGAAACCACGGCCGCUCGCCAAGGAGCAUGAGCCGGCGUACUUUGCGAGGCUGGCCAACUAUCCCACCCCGAGGCUGGCCCGGCCGUGCCGCAGGAUUGUCUUUUCCAUCCGUGGCAAGGACCAGGGCUGGGUCAGCCAACCCGACUCGCAGGGCACGUUUGACGCCUCAUGGACGUGGUAUGAGGCUGGCCUGGAGCGUUUUGACGCAGACCAGGACUGUGACUCCAAAUGCACAUACGAUGUCCGUCGCGAAUCUCCCAAGUCGACGGCGAUGCCGCUUCCGGUGUGCGGCCUGCGGUCCCUCAAGCCGACCAUCAAGAGCAACCCCGAGGAUGAUGACUACACGUACGACCAUCCGCUGCUGCACCAGGACCCGUUCGUCAUCCAAAAGAACCGCACCGCCGCGCGAGAGUUCGACGACCACGUCGUCACGUGGUCGUACCUCGACGAUGCCAAGCCCGACUCGGACGCAGGCAAGGCCCUGGCGGAACAGGGGCGCGGCCGGGCCACCGGCGACGGCGCGUUCGUGCGCGACCUGAGGCUCGGCGACGUGGUCACGGUCUGGGGCAUGGCGAGGUUCGCAGGGUGGGUGAACAAUGUUGAGUCGGUCAAGAUAGACUUGUACUGGGCUGUGUGAGCGAGCGCGAUUGCGCACAUGUUACUGUGUUUCUGCGUCUCUAAAGAAUGCUCGUUACGAUCAACAUAACCCGCCCUGCCAUGCUCUGGUGCAGUUACCUGACGCAUCUAGUCACAGUAUGCCACGAAUGCCGGAGAGCAUGCAAGUACAGUAUACGCACAGCUUCAUGCUAUGUUGAGAGAGGGCUGGCUGUCAAUGCCCUGUCAGCAUUUAUGGUGCCUUUUUCAGCAUCUGGAGAAAUAGAUUGACAAGAGAGUUGGUCUGGCCUCGCGGCCACGGCUGCAGUCCUGAUAUCCAUUGAGAAUGGUUUACGAAUACACGACAGCCGUGACCCUGACGCAGUUGACCAACCCAGGUUACCCAGCCAAACAUGG